CGACCUACUGUGUGAUACAAAAUUUUCAUGAAUGAUGAAGUUCCACUGUGCUUGCAAAGUUUGAGUGCCAGUGAUGAAUCCUGGAGUUGUUUCUCGAUAUGUAAGAAGUAUCUAGUAAUGCCACGGAGAUGGUGGAUCAUAUGAAUGAUUUUGAUCUUUUUGGAUUCUUUUACAAUUUGGAAAGUUUUCCAUUUUGAUGAGUCACACUCAUCCUCAACACAGAUGAUUUUAUUUGCUGCUUCCCCGAGAAGCAGAACUCAGUCAUGCCCCUAUCAGGUAGCACUAUUGCAGAAAGCAUGGCCAAUACUGGGCAGCAGCCAAACUCAUCAAACGGCCUGGCCCAGCCAUUCAGUAUCGCAACCCUGGCUUCAUCCGCUUCACCCUCAACAAUACCACAAAUGCCAAGUUUGUCAACGUCGGGAAGCGAGGCAUCGACUCUUUCACUUGCAUCAGGGUCGAUCAUUCACAGACCAGACUGGGUGGAGUACUUAUCAGGGGGAGGCGCUGCAUUUGUCAACAUUGUCAUGACUUUUCCUUUGAACAAGGUGCUAUUUCGACAACAACUACAUGGGAUCCGUGCCAAAAAAGCCCUGCGCCAGAUUAACAAAGAGGGACUCCAUAAUAUCUAUCGUGGCGUGCUGCCUCCACUCUUGCAAAAGACGUGUUCUGUAUCUCUUAUGUUUGGUGCAUACGAACAGUUCAGUCGCAUCUUCAAGAGCCAGUUCCCUAACCUCAAUUCAACUGUAAUUAUUUGCCUGGCUGGUUUGCUUUCAGGUUCUUGCGAAGCCCUUCUUGCUCCGUUUGAGCGCGUUCAGACUCUUCUUCAGGAUCAUAGGAAUGAACAUAAAUUCAAGAACACACACCAUGCUCUUAGAACAGUCUACUCCCUUGGUAUAAAAGAGUGUUAUCGUGGACUUACCGCUGUCCUUUUGCGCAAUGGGCCAAGCAAUAUCGUAUUCUUCAGCCUGCGAGGAAAGCUCCGAUCAGCACUCCCAGAGCCAACGACGGACACGGGUGCAGUGGUGAACGACUUCAUCAGUGGCGCGAUCCUGGGUGCGAUGCUCAGCACCGCGUGGUUCCCGGUCAAUGUGGUAAAGACGCGGAUGCAGUCAAAAGUCGGCGGAGAGUUCCGCUCAUUCGUGUACACCUUUCGGAAGAUCUAUGUGGAGCGUGGCUGCCGCUGGAGAGCCAUGUUUUUCGGAGUCCAUCUCAAUUUCACCCGGGCUUUAAUAUCCUGGGGUAUCAUCAAUGCUUCCUAUGAAAUCAUCAAGUCAUCUUUCCAGACCUGGGGUUCAUGAUAGAUUCUUACAGGAAGCAACAAGUUCUUCCUGUCAAAUCUUAAACUGUGUCAACCUGUCAUCAUUACAGAUGAGAUUCAUGAGUUGUGAUUUUUCCCUCCUUAUCCCAUAUUGUGCAUGAAAUCAUGUUGAAAAAUGCUGAAGAUAACUUAAUCAUAUUGAUUUAAUUUACACGUUGUCUUAUCUGAAUUAUGUCGGUAUUUUCAACAUUGCAUGAAUUUUAAGAGUUCAAACUCAUUUUAACACUGCAUGGCCAUUUAAGUUGAAAAAAAGGGUGUGUCCCUAUAAACAUUAAAUUGUGUGUUCAUGAAUUUCAUGCUGUUAUUUUGUAUUUUCAUAGAUAUAAUUCGAUUAAGUUCCAAUGACAUCUCAAAUUCAGUUUCUUAGUCUCCUGUAAUUCUGUUAAUUGUUAUUUGAGAAACCUUGGAAGCGCAUAGAGUCGUAAUUCAUAAUGUAUUAUGCGCCAUUCAAGAACUGACUACUAUUAUGUUAAAAGGCUCAUGCAUUGACAAUCUUUGUAGAAUCUUCAUGUGAUUACAUACAAAAUAUCAGGCAUAACAUUGUUGUGGUAUUCAUGAACAGAAUCAAAUUUGAGAUUAUGCAUUUAAGUGAUAAUUUUUGUUGGUUAUCAAAUAGCAAUGUGUGAUUGAAUUUGAUAUUUGAUACUACAAUAGACAUUUUUGCAAGAACUGACUUGGAGAAUUCACUCGAUAAAAUCCUAAAAGAUUUUAGGAAGUUCAUUAAAUGCUCAUGAUUUUUGUUAGAUUUGUUUUGAUUUUUUGGUACAUGUGCAAUUUCAGUCAGACCCAAGGCAAAUCAUAUUCUCAUAAAGUGUUUAAGUUCUCUUGAAUAUUGUAAUUGUUUUAUUCAAUCAUCGUUUGUUUUCGAUUGUUUUUGCUUGUGAAAAAUAUUUUUUAAUUGUUUCUUGCCUUAUUUGGGUAUAUCAAGGCAUAAAAAAAACCAAACCAUAAUGACUUUACUAUCUCAAAUGAUUAUGCAUGUACAUGUACUGUACUGCCAAGCAGCUAUGUGCUUAUUAACCCCCUGUCGCGCUCCUGCCCAUCUUCAAUGAUAUUUUAUUUGGAUCCAAUAACAUUGGAAUUACCAUUCAAAGUUACAGUUACUCACGUGGAGACUGUGAUUGAUUGUGAUGUACAUCAUUCACUUUCAUUAAGGAGCAUGCCUGAUGCUUCAAAUGCUGCAUAUUCUUUCAGAAAAUAAUUUUUUUUAUCAAUUUGUUUGUGUGUUCAUUUGCAGUUUCAAUGCAAACAUAUGUACCAAUUAUGCUUGGGUAUUAUUAUUACUGUGCUUUUUAACUUGAAAGCUCAUAUGUACCAAUUUUGCUUGGGUAUUAUUAUUACUCUGAAUUUAAUGUAAAAGCUCAUCAACUUUGAAUGUUUUCUUAUCCAUGAUGAACAAAUGUUGUUUAUGUUGUUUAAAAUGCUGUCAUCAUUAGCUUGCAUUAUGGUGGUUAUUUCUUCUGAACCUAAAAUAUGUCGUACAGCUCAAACUCCAAUGGUAUAUAGUUUUGUUAGUUUCCUUCACACAAUAUUGCCACAUAUACCAACUUACCACAUGUGUAGAUAAAUAGGGAAACAGCAUUGUUUUACACUGUGAUUGCCAUAGUAAAUUGCCACAGUAAAAUAUUCUAGUGGAGAAAUAUCUUUGGCUGGGCCCCAUGACACAAAGAUUCAAGUUCAGAUGCAUCAGUCAAAAUAUUAUUGUGAUUGGUUGAAAGUAUGCAUGUAUGUUUACAUGUAACAAUAUUCCUGCGCAACAAUAAUUUGAUACAAAGCCAUUGCUGUUUUGCAAGUGAUUGCAAUUCUUUUUGUGAUGGGACCUGAAUUCAGAACCUUGCAGGUACAGAGUUUAUAUGCCAAUGGCAAAAUAUAUAUGUAUUUGACAUGCUCGACCCAUGCGAGGUAAAUAAGUACGAAUUGAGUAUGAAUCCACUGCAAAAACUCUGGUGUUGAUUUAACAACAACCCAGAAUCUAUACAUGUCCACACUAGAGAAGUAGUGAAACAACUUCAAUGUGGAAUCGAACCGAUGUUGUUUAAAUACUAGUUUGUGUUGUAUAAACACCUGUUUGGUGUUAGACCAAAAGGAAACUGGUGUUGUUUAACACUUCUCUGGUGUGGACAUAUAUAGAUUUUGUUCUUGUCAUUUGCCCCCCCCCCCAUUCUAUUAUUUUUUUCACUUUUCUUCCCUCCCAUUUCAUUAUCUCAUUCUAUUUAAAGCUCUCAUGCCUCUCCAUCUCUAUUGUGCCCUUCAUAUAUCUACCUCAAGAAGUAUCAAAAUCAAGUUAAACUGGAAAUGGCCAUUCACCUACCAGUCAAAGUAGACAAGGUCACUCCUUUCAACAAUUAUUUGUAGAGCAAUGAUAUUCCUGAGAGAUGUUUCUCAUGUAUUAAAUGCUCUCAAAAUUUAAGA
Lytechinus variegatus (green sea urchin) is the source of this 3730-nucleotide messenger RNA. Its product is annotated as mitochondrial nicotinamide adenine dinucleotide transporter SLC25A51-like. The coding region runs from base 264 to 1298 and encodes 344 amino acids. NCBI's taxonomy places the organism in Eukaryota, Metazoa, Echinodermata, Echinoidea, Temnopleuroida, Toxopneustidae. The record is from RefSeq and is a predicted model, not a curated record. The transcript is spliced from 4 exons.